UAUCAUCCUGAAGGCUGCGAAAUGAAUCUGUGCUGUCUGUCCAAACCGCAGGUGCAUCAAUAUGUAGGUGUGGUUAAAGAACAGACUUGAAGGUUUUAGUGAAUUUCAUUAACACGUUUACGAUCGUUCAACGCAUCGAUAUCCCCAUCUCAUGUUCCUCUAUGCUUUUUUCGCUCAUUCGCACAGAGGUCCUUUGUCAAUGCGUCUUUCAAUUUCUGUAGCUUUUCCCCAGAGGAGUUAUUUUGCUGGAGGAUCGCGCAUUGAAAUUGUUUGGAUCUUUCCUUGUUUGGAGAUGACAGGUCAUUUUAAGGCAAGCGGGAAACCAGAGUGAGUUGCCAUGGCGGCAGGAGUGGCUGCAUGGCUUCCCUUCGCCCGGGCAGCAGCUAUUGGCUGGAUGCCUGUGGCCAACUGCCCCAUGCCUAUCGCUCCUAGAGACCACACAAAGAGACAUGAUGAGCUGAUCAUCCUGAAUGUGAGUGGACGACGCUUCCAGACCUGGAGGACCACACUGGACCGCUACCCAGACACCCUGCUGGGAAGCUCAGAGAAACAGUUUUUUUACGAUGAGGAGACCAAAGAGUAUUUUUUCGACCGGGACCCAGACUCCUUCCGUAGCAUUCUCAACUUCUAUCGGACGGGCAAGUUGCACUAUCCACGCUAUGAGUGCAUCUCGGCCUACGACGAAGAGCUAACCUUCUUCGGCAUCAUCCCGGAGAUCAUCGGUGACUGCUGCUAUGAAGAGUACAAGGAUCGGAAGCGGGAGAAUGCUGAACGUCUCCAGGACGACCAGGAUGACAACAAGGACUGCAAGCUGCCCAACAUGACAUACAGAGAGACCAUGUGGAGGGCCUUUGAGAACCCUCACACCUCCACCAUGGCCCUGGUGUUCUACUAUGUCACCGGCUUCUUCAUCGCCAUCUCAGUCCUCACCAACGUGAUAGAGACGGUUCCGUGCGGUGCCACGCCUUCCCAGAAGGACAUGCCAUGUGGCGAGCGCUACACCGUAGCCUUCUUCUGCAUGGACACGGCCUGCGUCCUCAUCUUCACCAUAGAGUACCUCAUGAGACUGUUUGCCGCGCCCAGCCGUUACCAAUUCAUGCGCAGUGUGAUGAGCAUCAUCGACGUGGUGGCCAUCUUUCCCUACUACAUUGGCCUGGUGAUGACAGACAACGAGGAUGUGAGCGGAGCCUUCGUCACACUCCGUGUGUUCCGUGUGUUCCGCAUCUUCAAGUUCUCCCGCCACUCGCAGGGCCUCAGGAUCCUGGGGUACACGCUGAAGAGCUGCGCCUCGGAGCUGGGCUUCCUCCUCUUCUCCCUCACUAUGGCCAUCAUCAUCUUCGCCACCGUCAUGUUUUAUGCAGAGAAGGGGUCGUCGUCGACCAAGUUCACCAGCAUCCCAGCCUCCUUCUGGUACACCAUUGUCACAAUGACCACGUUGGGUUUUAGUUCUCUCUCCCUCCACUCGUGUGGUCCAUAA
Oncorhynchus nerka (sockeye salmon) is the source of this 1477-nucleotide messenger RNA. RefSeq names its product potassium voltage-gated channel subfamily D member 3-like. Lineage: Eukaryota; Metazoa; Chordata; Actinopteri; Salmoniformes; Salmonidae. The transcript has 3 exons. Bases 338 to 1477 code for a protein of 379 amino acids. The record is from RefSeq and is a predicted model, not a curated record. Gene Ontology annotation, biological process: protein homooligomerization; potassium ion export across plasma membrane. Gene Ontology annotation, cellular component: neuronal cell body; voltage-gated potassium channel complex; dendritic spine. Gene Ontology annotation, molecular function: protein binding; A-type (transient outward) potassium channel activity.